This is a messenger RNA of Funneliformis mosseae, 1713 nucleotides long. NCBI's taxonomy places the organism in Eukaryota, Fungi, Glomeromycota, Glomeromycetes, Glomerales, Glomeraceae. The record is from the annotation of a GenBank genome assembly.
AUGGAUCCUUCAGACGAAAAUAAAGUCACAACCUUGGAAGAGCUGAAACUACUUAAAAAUAAGUUACAAAUUCGUAGAGACCGCUUUGGAAGGCGUGACAAAGAUACUAUUAAUGAAAGCGAAAGUUCUUUCUUUCGUAAUGCUACUUUAAGCGCGGGCUUUAAAAAUGAACACUUUUCUCAGGUAGGACCGUCUUCGACGUCAAGUACACGAACCUCUUCCUCUGAAUCAAGUUCAAAAGAACCAUCGAAUAUAGAGUAUGAAAAACUCGUACGUGAUUAUUUUACAAAUAAUUUACAUAGUAAAUGCACUUUCCCAAUAGAAACUUAUGAACUUUUGAAAAGGCUUGCCACUUGGCAAAGCGUUCGGGCCAUUCCUUUUACAAAAACAUCACUAUAUAACCUCGAGAAAGCGCUAAGGACAUUGUCAAAUAUAUGGGGACCUAAUGUCAUGUUAAUUAAAGAAAAACAAAUUGGCAAAAGUAAGAAACUAGUGAUAGAAAAAGUUGAUAUUGAGAAAUUAGGCGUAAUAAAUGUUUUUGAAAGCUCUCUAGAAUCGGAUGAUCCUUCAAUGCUUGAUAAAUCAUUACAACUAACAACUUCGGUGAAUGGUAAUAAAAAACGAAAAAUUGAAGACCUUACUGAUGAUACCGCUUUAAAGGAAAUUAAUGAACUACUCGAUAAACCUUCAUUUAAAGAAGUUGAAGAGAACAAAUCACUUUACGAGUUAUGCAUAAUGCUGGAUAAAAAGUCAUCUAAAGAUAAAUUGAUAAUUGAAAUGUUCCGUUCAACUAAUAAUUCAUUCCGAGAAUUUUGUGUAUAUGGCACGAAAGUUGAUUGUAGAAAACAACGGAGAACAAAUCGAGCAUGUCACAGGCUCCAUUUCCGGCCAAUGCUUCGUUCUCAUACAGAAUUGGACCUUGGUGAUUGUUCCUAUUUGAAUACUUGUCAUCGUAUGGAUACUUGCAAAUACGUUCAUUAUGAACUUGAUGAUGAUGAGGAACGUUGGACGUACGAAAAGCGGAGGCAAAUCCCACCUGCUGUAUUUACACCACCUAAAAAAGUCCUACCACCUCAAUGGAUAAAUUGUGAUGUGCGAAAAUUCGAAUUCUCAAUUCUUGGUAAAUUUACCGUGAUUAUGGCAGAUCCACCAUGGGAUAUUCACAUGACGCUCCCAUAUGGAACCAUGACUGAUGAUGAAAUGAAAGCUAUGGCAAUUUCUGAUUUGCAAGAUGAUGGGUUGAUAUUCUUAUGGGUUACGGGAAGAGCAAUGGAACUUGGAAGAGAAUGCUUGGCUAUCUGGGGAUAUGAUCGUGCUGAUGAACUUGUUUGGAUCAAGACUAAUCAAUUGCAGAGACUCAUUCGAACAGGACGAACAGGACAUUGGUUGAAUCAUAGCAAAGAACAUUGUCUCGUCGGAAUCAAAGGCAAUCCUGAAGGGUUAAAUUGGGGCCUUGAUUGUGAUGUGUUGGUUGGAGAAGUUCGAGAGACAAGUCGCAAACCAGAUGAAGUCUAUGGCUUGAUCGAUCGUUUGGCACCUGGAAAACGUAAAUUAGAAAUCUUUGGGCGUCAACAUAAUACUCGCCCCGGAUGGAUGACGCUUGGUAAUCAAUUGGAUGAUGUCCGUUUAUAUGAGAGUGAUGUCUUUGAAAGAUUUAAUGAACGAUAUCCGGAAAAACCGUGUCGUCUAACUCAAUUACCCGCGGAUUACUAA